UUUCCACUUCCUCCUCAGUUGUCUCCUCUCUCUUUAGGUUACAGGUGAUGCACAGCUUUGGCAGCGGGACAGUUUCCAACAAGUAGACGUCUGAAUUAACUCAGCUUAUCCGUGGUCGGGUCGCGGGGGUAGCAGUUCCAGCAGAGAGCCCCAAACUUUCUUUUCCCUGCAUCAACCAGCUCUAUAAAUAAAUAACAUAUCAAGAAAUAUAGAAUUGUUUAUAUAAGCUAAAGUACAUACAGUGAUUUGUAAAAUAAUGAAAUCAAUGCCAACAUCUAGUAAUAUUUUAGGCAGAUUUAUUGAAAUGAAAAUCCUUUAUAUCGGCUCAGCCUCAGGCGUCGCUCAGUCAAACCUGUCCUUCUAGUUUCCCUGAUCCAUGCAAACACUGUGAGUUGUGAUCCUUACAUGCAACUGCUGUGAGGAAGUAUUCAAAUCCUCUUUUUGAAAAUGUCUCCUCUGUAUCGAGUCUCCGAUCAUUUGCAUUUCACCCGACAGAGAGUUUAGUUUCCGAGGACAAAGUGCAAGGCAGGAGACCAGCAGAGAGGUAGAGGAUGAAGUGUGUGUGUGUGUGUCUGCUCCUGGCUUCUGUCUCGCUGUUGUCGUCUUCAGGCCUGGUCCCCGGGGCGAGUCUCUGGGACGUGGUGUGGGGCUUCAGUGAGCUUCAGGCGGAUGAAAUCCUCCGAUCCUCCUCCUUCUUCCAGGAGCUGCGGGCUGGGAAUCUGACUCAGCGCUGCUAUACACACUUCCUCCAGCAGGAGGCGCUCUACCUGACCAGAGUCAGCAGCACACUGGAGGCUCUGAUUGGUCGGUUACAGGAAGCAGAUGAUACCAGAUCACUGCUGCAGGAAACACUCAAACACUACAGCAGCAGAAACCAG
This is a messenger RNA of Trematomus bernacchii (emerald rockcod), 878 nucleotides long. RefSeq lists its product as uncharacterized. The record is from RefSeq and is a predicted model, not a curated record. NCBI's taxonomy places the organism in Eukaryota, Metazoa, Chordata, Actinopteri, Perciformes, Nototheniidae.